AGUUACAGGCUCUUGCCCGAGGUCACAGAGCCAAGAAGUGUAGCAUCCCGUAUUUGAACCUCCGUCUCUUUGGUUCCAACACUACAGCCAGUGCUGGAAGAGGAUCGCGCCAACCGCUCGACUCCAGAGAAAACGUGAAGAAAAUUAAGCUGUAAAACGCAAACCUGGGAGAGGGGCUCCGGUGCGCGGGGGGGAAUUUGCAGACGCUCCCUGCUGGCGGGGACUACUUGACCUGUGCUUCAGUCGGGGACCUUCGGCUCGGCCCGUCCCGCCUUUGCGAACGGGAGUGCUGGUGGAAGCCGAGGCGGUAGUACACGCUGCAGCGACUGAGGCCAAGGAGGAAGCGCCAUGUCCGAGCCGCCCCCUCGGGGGGCCGAGCGCGACCUUUUCCGGGACACGUGGGUGCGGUACCUGGGCUAUGCCAAUGAGGUGGGGGAGGCCUUCCGCUCCCUGGUGCCUGUAUCUGUCGUGUGGCUGAGCUACGGUGUGGCCAGCUCCUACGUGCUGGCUGAUGCCAUUGACAAGGGCAAGAAAGCGAGAGACGUGCCGAGCCCUGAGGCAGGCCGCAGCACCAGGGUGACCGUGGCCAUGGUGGACACCUUCGUGUGGCAGGCUCUGGCCUCUGUGGCCAUCCCAGGCUUCACUAUCAACCGUGUGUGUGCUGCCUCUCUCUAUGUCCUGGGCACUGCUACCCGCUGGCCUCUGGCUGUCCGCAAGUGGAGCACCACCGCACUGGGACUACUGGCCAUCCCCAUCAUCAUCCACCCCAUCGACAGGUCAGUGGACUUCCUCCUGGACUCCAGCCUGCGCAAGCUCUACCCCUCUGUGGAGAAGCCUAGUUCCUCCUGACCCCACCCCAGUACCUGGCCUGUGGGUUGGCCCACCACUCCCUGCUCUGUUCCAACUCCCUCCUCCUGCCAGGGGUUGCGGAUGCCUAGCUCUCUGGGGUCCGAGGCCCUGGCACCUGAAUGGGUUUAAGCUGGACGGAAACUGAGAGACAAAGACCUCAGAGCAGCAGCUGCAGUGACUCACAGACAGGACCUGAACCCUGUGUGCUUCCAUGGAAUCUGUGAUACUGAGUUGGACUGGACUGUGAGUGGGCCCAGCCCUGUCUUUUGACAGGACAAUAACAUACUCCCAUGGAGGGUAAGGAGACUAAGGCCCAGACAAGGCAAGGAAUAUGGCCAAGAUCACUUGGCAAGCUGGGGACCUACAGGAUUCCCAACGGCUCGGCCAGGUCACCCCAUGGCAGUGUGGCUGACGGAGGAGCAGCAGGCACUUGGAGAAACGCAGGAGUACACUAGUGGGGACCCUGAGGACUGAUUCUCUGGCAGCCCCUUCCUGAUGCAGGGGCUGCUGGGGCCUGGCUGGAAGGCAGCACAGCCCCCGGUCCAAUAAAUCCUCAAGAAGUUGA
Mesoplodon densirostris (Blainville's beaked whale) is the source of this 1414-nucleotide messenger RNA. RefSeq names its product mitochondrial fission process 1 (gene MTFP1). Bases 349 to 849 code for a protein of 166 amino acids. Gene Ontology annotation, biological process: mitochondrial fission. NCBI's taxonomy places the organism in Eukaryota, Metazoa, Chordata, Mammalia, Artiodactyla, Ziphiidae. The transcript has 4 exons. The record is from RefSeq and is a predicted model, not a curated record. Gene Ontology annotation, cellular component: mitochondrion.